Molecule: messenger RNA, 1965 nt
Organism: Punica granatum (pomegranate)
Lineage: Eukaryota; Viridiplantae; Streptophyta; Magnoliopsida; Myrtales; Lythraceae
Source: RefSeq, a predicted model, not a curated record
GAACAGUGAAAGAGAGAGGGAUCGGAGGAUUCACAUUUUCAGACAACAAUCAUCUCUUCAUCGUCCUCCGCUCUUCUUCUUCAGACAGAGAUUCACUCACAGAGACAGCGCAAGUUCGUUCCUUUCUUCAAUUCCGACCUCAUACUCUGCCGACCCACCUCCCGUCUCGGAGCCUCUUCCCCCGCAAUUUGUCCCCGCCUUCUCUUCGGGGCAGAAGGGGGAGGGGCUAGGGCUUGCCUGGCGAAUUGGGAGCUCGAUGUUCGUGUAAUCGGAGGCCGGAGGAGCGAGAAUUUCACUGUGAGCUCUUUUUGAUGGACGGGAAGAGGGUAGGGGUGAGCCCUCGGCCGUGCAGUGGGAGGAGAGUGGUGGCGUCGAAGAAGAGGCGCAGGUGGUGGGGGUGCGGCGGGGAGGAGUGUGUGAACAGCGUGAAGAAGCUCCUCAGGCGGGAGAUUUGCUCCAAGAGGGACCGCGCCUUCUCCAUUUCCGAUGCCCAGGAACGGUUCCGCAACAUCCGGUUCCAGGAGGAGUAUGAUACUCACGAUCCAAAAGGGCAUUGCUCUACAGUCCUGUCUUUUCUCAGAAAGAGGUCGAAGAUUAUUGAAAUUGUGGCAGCUCGUGAUAUCGUUUUCGCCCUUGCGCAGUCUGGUGUUUGUGCAGCAUUUAGUCGAGAGACCAAUGAAAGGAUAUGCUUCCUCAAUGUCAGCCCAGAUGAAGUUAUUCGAAGCUUGUUCUACAAUAAGAACAAUGAUUCGCUGAUAACAGUUUCUGUAUAUGCUUCAGACAAUUACAGCUCUCUAAAAUGCCGAACCACAAGGAUCGAAUAUAUAAGAAGGGGCAAGCCAGAUGCUGGGUUUGCCCUAUUUGAAUCCGAGUCGCUAAAGUGGCCUGGUUUUGUGGAGUUUGAUGAUGUAAAUGGGAAGGUGCUCACUUACUCUGCACAGGACAGCAUAUACAAGGUGUUUGACUUGAAGAACUAUACGAUGUUGUACUCCAUAUCAGACAAAAACGUCCAGGAGAUCAAGAUUAGCCCAGGGAUCAUGCUAUUGAUAUUUAAUAAGGCUAGUGGCCAUGUCCCUCUCAAGAUUCUCUCAAUAGAGGAUGGUACUGUUCUCAAGUCAUUUAACCAUCUCCUCCAUCGGAAAAAGAAGGUUGAUUUCAUCGAACAGUUCAAUGAGAAGCUCCUUGUCAAGCAGGAAGAUGAGAAUCUUCAAAUUCUUGAUGUACGCAACUUUGAGCUAACAGAAGUUAGCAGGACAGAGUUCAUGACUCCAUCAGCGUUCAUAUUUCUGUAUGAGAAUCAGCUAUUCCUUACAUUUAGGAAUCGCACUGUUGCUGUGUGGAACUUCAGAGGGGAGCUUGUGACUUCCUUUGAAGACCAUCUUCUGUGGCAUCCAGACUGCAAUACAAACAACAUAUAUAUCACGAGUGAUCAGGACCUCAUAAUCUCUUACUGCAAGGCAGAUUCCGAUGAUCUUCUCUCUGAAGGAAAUGCGGGGUCCAUCAAUGUUAGCAAUAUUUUAAAUGGGAAGUGCCUCGCAAAAAUUCAAGUGAGCAACAGUUGCCCCUCUGAAGAUGAAUUAAGUGGGGAAGCAAAGAAACGGGCCCGCUCCUCAAGAAUAAGAAGCAAAGUCGCGGAAGCUUUGGAAGAUAUAACUGCUCUCUUCUACGAUGAGGAGAGGAACGAGAUCUACACAGGCAACAUGCACGGCCUUGUUCAUGUGUGGUCCAACUGAUGCUUUGGGUGUGAUAGCUUGUUUCCUCCUGUGCAUAUCAUAGGACUAGCUGCUGUAAUAGUCUGUAUUCGCUUUGUCUGUGCCAUUAAUAUGAGAAAGAACGUGUUGAUUCUGUAUGAUAAAAUGUUAUUUUCCGACUUCAAUUCUUUUCUUAUGUUUGGUUGGACGCGACCUUGUUGAGCUUGUAUCAUUGACAUAAUGGAAUGUAAUGUAGCUAUUCAGUUUGUCUUCC